Messenger RNA from Sphaeramia orbicularis (orbiculate cardinalfish), 3219 nucleotides. Its product is annotated as SLIT and NTRK-like protein 3. The record is from RefSeq and is a predicted model, not a curated record. Gene Ontology annotation, biological process: axonogenesis; positive regulation of synapse assembly. Gene Ontology annotation, molecular function: protein binding. The transcript is spliced from 7 exons. Lineage: Eukaryota; Metazoa; Chordata; Actinopteri; Kurtiformes; Apogonidae. Gene Ontology annotation, cellular component: postsynaptic density membrane; GABA-ergic synapse. Bases 187 to 3024 code for a protein of 945 amino acids.
UUACCCGCAUCCGUGCUUUUGCUGAUGGUUGCUGUGUGGAUGAGAGAGAGAGAGAGACAGACAAUGGGGAAAGCAAUUGGAUUGCAUUACUCUGCCAAGGAUUUUCAUACAUAGGCUGUGUGGUGAAGGGCCAAUGCAGGGCUAUAGCCCCAGGCUGCUGAGCUGAGAGGGAGGAGAAGCAGGAGGAUGCAGUGGGUCACUCUGGCAGUGACCCUGGGGUGUGUUUGUCUGUCCCGGGCAUCGCACACCCCCACCCCCACCCCCACCUCCACACACACCCCUCUCGUGGACAACUCUGAGGAGGAAGUGGACGAGCCGUGCUUUGAGCCGUGCACGUGCGAGGUCAAGGAAGGCGUGCUGCAUGUGCACUGCGAUGGGCGUGGCUUCACUAACGUCAGCCAGGUGUCACAGUCAUGGGUCCGCCCUUUCAAUCUCAACCUCCAGAGGAACUCUCUGAGGCGUCUCUAUAGCAACGGGUUUCAGCACCUAGGCAACGCAGUGUUGUUAAACCUUGGCAACAAUGCACUCCAGGACAUCCGAGUGGGAGCUUUCCAUGGUCUGGCAAAACUGAGACGCCUGUACCUCCACGAAAACAAGCUGGAGGUCUUCCGGAAUGACACCUUCGCCGGCUUAGAGGCUCUGGAAUACCUGCAGGCUGACUACAAUGUGAUCAAACGCAUUGACAGCGGUGCUCUGAGGUUCCUCUACAAGCUUCGAGUUCUCAUCCUCAAUGACAACCUGAUCCCUGUCCUGCCUGCUCAUCUGUUCAGAUCAGUAUCUCUGACUCAUCUCGACUUGCGGGGAAACCGUCUGAAGAGCCUGGCAUAUGCUGGGACCCUGGAGUACGUCGGCCGCUCCCUGAUGGAGCUUCAGCUGGAGGAGAAUCCUUGGAACUGUGGCUGCGAGGCGGUGCAACUGCAGCAGUGGCUGGGCCAAAUCCCCUACACGGCCGUGGUGGGGGACGUUACCUGCGAAUACCCCUUCCAUCUCCACGGCAAGGACCUGAGGGAAAUCCCCCGUAAAGAGCUGUGCGCUGGCCUCCCAGAUAAAGAACUCCAAGCAGAAGGGGUCGGUCCAUCAGGAGGGUCACAGCCACAAAAUGUUCCCCCAAACACUAAACCCAAUUCCCAUCCAGGACGGGUCAGGCCCACAAAACCCUCGUCCAUGGUUCACGGCUCCCGUCAGAACACUCACACUUCCUCCACUUCAUCAUCCUCGUCUUCUUCAGCCGAGCGUAAAGACAGGGAGAGGCACCCGAGGCCUACUAAGAGACCUCGACCGUCUAGAACGCCCCCCACAGCUCGAAGUCUGAUACCAAACCAAAACCCCCCCAUAGCCGGCUAUCAGACCCGACCCCCGAUCCCAAUCAUCUGUCCCCUGGGCUGCACCUGUAACCUGCACAUCAUAGACCUGGGCCUGACGGUCAACUGUAAGGAGAAUGGCAUCCUCAACAUUUCCCAGCUCACGCCUCGGCCCCUCAACGGCCGGAAGCUCUACUUAAGUGGGAACUUAAUCCAGAGGAUCUACCGUACAGACUUCUGGAAUUUCUCCAGUCUCGACCUGCUUCACCUUGGCAAUAACCGCAUCUCAUACCUCCAGGAGGGGGCCUUCUCCAGCCUCAUAAGUCUGAGGAGCCUCUACCUGAACGGGAACAAUCUUGAAAAGCUCAGCCCUGACAUGUUUCUGGGUUUACAGAAUCUAAGGUACCUUUACACAGAGUACAAUGAAAUCCACGAGAUCGACCCUGGGACCUUCAACACCAUGCCGUCUCUCCAGUUGUUGUUCUUGAAUGCCAACUUGCUGCAGAACCUCCCUCUCGGUGUGUUUUCUGGAGUUAACCUUGCACGCCUCAAUCUGAGAAACAACCAUCUUCUGCAGCUGCCCAUGGAGGGCGUCCUAGAGCACCUGACAGGACUUGUACAGGUGGACCUGCAGCAGAACCCAUGGGAGUGCAACUGUGAAGCAGCUCCGCUGAAGCGCUGGCUGGAGGGGCUGAGCGCCGUGGUGGUGGUGGGAGAGGUCGUGUGCCAUUCCCCAGAAAAGACCAGAGGCGUGGACCUGCGCUCCCUCUCCAUGGAGCUGCUCUGCCCUGAGCUGGAGCCCCAGGAGGAUCAGGAGCACGAGGAGCAGACGGCCACCUCCUCCAGCCCAGACCCAGGAGUGUCAGCCGACUACCCCGGCUCAGACCUGGGCCCUCUGAUCCCCCCAGGGAAAGAUUCAAUCCCUCUGUCGGUGUUAGUGCUCAGCCUGCUGGUGUUGUUUGUCUCCGCAUUCUUUGCAGCUGCGGCACUAAUCGCCUACGCCCUGAGGAGGAGGGACAAGCUGCCAUUCCGCCGCCAGGGAGAGGUGGAUUUGGCGGGCAUGGAGUGCGGAAUCUUCACGGAGCAGACACACCACCACCAUCACCACGGUCUCCCACAGACGCCGCCACCGCUACAACCGCCGGAGCAUAACCACGUCUACGACACCAUCCUGCCCCCCGAUUCUGCCCCCAAGGGUCCUGACCCCGCCGCGCACAUGUGCAACAAUCCAAUCUACAAAGAGGAGCAGGACGCAGCCGUGAAACAGCGCUCGCCGCCACAGCUGCAACAGCCGAGCGAGGCAGGGUAUUGCCCCGCGGUCGAGAAAGAUCGGGACUGGAGUCUGGAGGUGUCGUCAUCACCCAUCAGCACCGUCACCGGAGCCAUGGGUCCCCUCGCCGGCCUCCAUGGCAACGGCAUCCUCUGCCCGACAGUCAUCGACAGCCAGGGUCCCACUCCGAAGGUGGAACUGGUGGACUGCCUCUUCAGAAUCCCCGCCCCAGAGUUCCGAGACCUGCCAGACAGGUACGCGAGGCCGCCGCCCCGCUAUCCUCACCCGCAAGACUCGGCUAAGCAGGACGCCAGAGCCGAACUCAUCGUAACCACUGCCAGCUCCAGCUCCAGCGGUGCCGGCCAGAGCGAGCAGGGGGCGGCAGAACCCAGGGCCCGGCUCAGGACCACACCGGACUACAUGGAGGUGCUGGACCGGUCAUACCAGUUUUAACCGAGCCCCUCCCCCCUCUUUCUUCUCUCCCUGCAACCCCUCUUCUCUCGUCUCCUCAUCAUCUCCCUCUCCGGUGAUGAAUCAUCCAGUAACAAUGACUCGUGUACAGAGGCUGCUGUGGCUUUCAGAGGGGCCUGUGGGGGAGUGGGACUACACUACAUGCUAUGUUUAUUCCUGGAUAACCAGUUGAGGUGA